AUGAGUAUAAUAUACAUCGUCAUCACGUAUCCACUGAAGCCAAGGAUGACCAGAGGCACCACAUCUAUCCUAUUGGUCAUCAUCUGGCUAGUCUCCACCACAGUCACGGUUCCGGUUGCCGUCCACAGCGAAUUGUACACGGUGCGGCUACUCGACGGCACGGUCAUCGUUCAGUGCGCCGAGAACUGGAAGAACGGCUACGCUAUGAAGGCGUACACUCUGCUAAUGGUGUGUGCGGAAUUUCUGGUUCCGCUGGUCGCUAUGUGCGUGGCGUACUACCUGAUUGCCAAGACGCUGUGGUUCCGGGAGAUUCCCGGUGGUCAUAACACGGAGGAGCAGGAACAAGUGGCUGAGAACUCCAAACGGAGGACGAUCCGUAUGCUUAUCAUUGUGGUGGCGCUGUUUGCACUCUGCUGGGCCCCCUACCAUGGAUUCGCCAUCACCCGUGACGUAGUCAUCCCCGCGUCGAUGUCAGAGAACUUUGCGCUUUACCACACUCUCUUCUACGUCGUGGAGGCAUUGGCUAUGAGCAACAGCAUAUUCAACACACUUGUGUACAUUGUCUUCAACGCCAACUUCCGCAAGUGCGUCAUGCAGAUGAAGUUUCCGCGUACGUUCCACCACGUGAUGCGCCAUAGCAGCAUGAAGACACGGUCUUCAUGGCCUACCUCUAAUUUCCGCAUGGGGACCUAUCAGCGAUCCACGGGGCCUGACAAGUCCUUCGGGAUGUCCAGUCCCUCUCGCUCACCCGUGACGAGGCGUCCGGUCCAGGCAAAAUGCGUAGAAAACGAUUUGCGGAACUUGCUGACCAACACCUGUCAAGGCCUAGAGAUGAUUUGCAGUCUGCCUGAGUAG
Molecule: messenger RNA, 855 nt
Organism: Patiria miniata (bat star)
Lineage: Eukaryota; Metazoa; Echinodermata; Asteroidea; Valvatida; Asterinidae
Product: prokineticin receptor 2-like
Exons: 3
Coding region: 1-855 (284 amino acids)
Biological process (GO): neuropeptide signaling pathway
Cellular component (GO): membrane
Molecular function (GO): neuropeptide receptor activity
Source: RefSeq, a predicted model, not a curated record